Aedes albopictus (Asian tiger mosquito) is the source of this 768-nucleotide messenger RNA. RefSeq names its product CCR4-NOT transcription complex subunit 3-like. NCBI's taxonomy places the organism in Eukaryota, Metazoa, Arthropoda, Insecta, Diptera, Culicidae. Gene Ontology annotation, cellular component: P-body; CCR4-NOT core complex. The record is from RefSeq and is a predicted model, not a curated record. Gene Ontology annotation, biological process: nuclear-transcribed mRNA poly(A) tail shortening; regulation of DNA-templated transcription.
CAACAGCAGCAGCAACAGCAGCCGUUUACCCUGGUGGAUCCGGCCAACAGUGCGAACUCUCUGAUACCUACGUCGUCAUCUACUGCCAUCAGCAACGGGCCAAAUGCUAUCAUCAACACUAGCACUAGCAUAGUUGCAAAUACGGCGAAUCCUAACGUGACCAGCGCCAGUAUGAAAGUAAGCGGCACCAACGAAGCGCACAUACCGCCGCUAUUAGGCGUGGCGCCACUCGGCCCCUCGCCGCUGCAGAAAGAACAUCAGAUACAAUUCCAAAUGAUGGAAGCCGCUUACUACCACUUGCCAACGCCGAGUGACUCUGAAAGGCUAAAGUCCUACUUGCAACGUCAGCCCGUGCAGACACCUCCGCAUUAUCCACAGCAACCACUUCCACAUUCUGACACGGUAGAGUUUUUCCAACGCCUCUCGCCUGAAACGUUGUUCUUUGUGUUUUACUACAUGGAGGGCACCAAGGCGCAGUAUCUGGCGGCAAAGGCUCUCAAAAAGCAAAGCUGGCGAUUUCAUACGAAGUAUAUGAUGUGGUUCCAGCGCCAUGAAGAGCCGAAGAUCAUCAACGAAGAGUUCGAACAGGGCACCUACAUCUACUUCGACUACGAAAAGUGGGGUCAGCGAAAAAAGGAAGGAUUCACUUUUGAAUACAAGUACUUAGAAGACAGGGACCUGAAUUGAUCUACGAUGAUUGUGGAACUUCUUUUUAAAAAAAUAUUAUAAAAAUGGAAAACUGAAAAAAUAAAAAAAUCGGAAAAUAUA